AUGGCUCUCACAACACCUACCAACGCUCAAUUUCCCCGCUUCGACCCUCCCAUUGACACGGAAUCGCAAUCUCCAUCACGGUCCCCGCGCCGCAAAGCCCAGUUCGCCAUCAGAGAGUUGGAUCCUUUACUGGCCAACCUCUCACCAGAUUCGACCUUAAAGGCGCUUCGAGCCACUGAGACGAUACCGGGCGGAACCGCGCAGGAUGUUCUCACUUCGAGCAUCAUCGAUGCUUCCUCAGCUGAGCGCGAAAUCGGUAUAAGGGCAGCUUUCGCUGCACAAAAGUUACGAGAAUGGAGAACCGAAGUGACUAAGUGGAGGUGGCCCAGCAAGAGAGAACGAGCCUUUGGUCUCGGCUUUACACCUCCACCAAACAUGGAAACUUCCAGCGUGGAAUACCUGGGCUCGUUACCCAUAGAUCUGGUUGAUCAAUAUGAAGAGAGGCUCGGGGAAAUUAGAGACGACCUUGAUAGCCUGGGUAUUGAGGAAAUCAAGGAUCACGUCCUCGAAGCUCACGUUCCGGCCAACAGUAAAAAUUCGGGGGAAUCCAUCAGCAUAAGACCUAUUGGGGUCCGGACUAGCUAUGGAAGGAUGCGUGACUUUACUGCCCUUAUUACCGCCACCAUUAUACAAGCUCUUCCAGAUCUUGCUAAACUGAACCUACUUCUCGACGAAUGGGAUACACGGUUAAAGGUUCUGCGGAGCCUGCCAAAGUUUCGUCUUGGACUAGCUACUGUUCAGUCGGGGCUUCAGUCUGCCAUCCAAGAACUCCGUGAUCCCGAACUAUCACGAAACAUAACAGAUUCCACAUAUAAGCACAAGAAACUCUGGCUAGGAGAGCAGGUUGCAGACCUGGGACGGAGAACAGAUCAACUUCUGGACAUCUUGGAAGGACAAGAAGACUCACUUCCCCAAAAUUGGAUUGAUAGAAUGGAGAAAGUUGAACUUGACUAUGCGACAUGGGUGGUCGAUGCUCAACAACGUGCUCUGAAAAACAAAUUAUCCCCAUCCCCAACUUCAACUCCUGAGAAGAAUAUAUCGAAAACGCAGGAGAAGAUUGCACCUUCAAGCAGUGCGACGUCAACUCAGACAGUACUUGAUGCUGAUCAGCCUCCGAGCGAACAUUUCACGGUAAAGGUGCCUUCCGACCCUGAUGCAUCAACUUUGGACGGGCUCGAACAAAACUUAAAGGUCAAAAGAAAACCCUCAUUGACGAUCGCUCUGCCCGAAAGUAGAGGUCACAGGAGAGAAGCCUCGAAAGUGUCCGUAGCCGAUUCUACUUUUUCGGCAUUUUCCGACAUUUCUAAUGCUGAAAUUAUCGAUGUCACAAGGACCAGUGUCUUACCAAGCCCGAAGAUCAAUGUUGUGGAGAGUCCUCUGAAGGCGAAUGGUGAAGAUUCGGUCUGGUUCGGUGCCAAACCACUCAUCAAACUCCGUGAAGGUGCUCGCCCACCCAUGCUUCAGCGAGCUUCGACCACCUCGAUUGAGGUCGUCCCCAAUCAUCAGCUGAAGAGAGUCUUAUUGACAAGAUCCGCAAGCUGGGAUAUGCUCUCUAACAUGCCAGAGUCUCCAGCCCCGAGCACCCCUUCAAAAGCACUGCAGCAACUGACUUCACAUGAGUCUCCCAAAAGCGAACCCCGCUCCGAUGAGAUGGAAACGCCAUCAGCCCAUCUGAAGCCAUUUAUCCAUACCCAAGAUCUCACCCCUCUUCCCUCACCAUCCCCUUCAUUACUCGUGGAGCCUCUACAAGUUCGGAGUAAGCCACAGGACUUGACACCGAUUAUAUUGCCGAGUCUUCCUAGGAGAUCAAGUAAGCGCAAUACCAUCGCAAUGGGAGGCGCUUCUUCACCACUCACGCCAAUCUCAAGUGCAGGAUCUGUGACACCAGUUGUUGAACAGGGAUCUGAGCCAAUCUCUCGCAAAGUGUCGAGAAUGCCUACAGAACUGAUCACACCGAAGCAUAAGAAGACUGCGUCACUAGAUGAUAAAAUCCAAGAUCUACUUACAAGCCUACCGACUAAGAUUCGAUUGGCAAAGGACAACGAUUCCUCUAGCUUGGCUCAAACUUCAUCCAGCUCAUCGACCCGUGCUUCGACCCCUACACCGGCGUUGACCCUAUCAGCGGUCAGAAAUGAACCCAGCAGUCGAAGAAGUAGCAUUGGGGACUCGGAAAUCCGCCUCUAUCAUCUAACUCGGGCUGGACAAGCUCGAGAUACUCCUCCUGUAAAGCUUUUUGUACGAACUAUUGGAGAUGGCAACCGAGUCAUGGUUCGGGUUGGAGGAGGAUGGGCUGAUUUAGGAGAAUAUCUCAAAGAAUACAGUCUCCAUCAUGGCAGUCGAACAACUGGCGAGGGUCAACUUGAGAUAGCCAGCUUUCCAGUCAGCGGCAAAAGAGACUCUGUAAACUCGAUCGGUUCGAGUGGAGCUUCUGGGAGCCAGGGACGAAGAAAGUCGAGGUCACCAAUCAUCACCCAGACAGGCUUCGACAGCAGCGUUCCGUCGAACCUACAAGUGACGAAGCCUCGCAAUGUACUUACAAAACCACGACCAGCUGAGCGUGGUGAUAGUGUGGUUACAAACGAUAGUAGCUGGGUGCCCCCGCCUGUCCCUGCAAUUCCGGCAUCGUUCACAACGAUGACCCCAACAAUGAUGACAACAUCGGGUUCUAAUGGCGCAACCACCACCGAAAUCAUCGACAUUGAUCCAAAUGUACCAUCGAAUGCGGUAUCUUUCGCGGAUCCCAACACAUCUUCAGGGGCAAGGUCUUCGACUAUAGUCAACGAGGGUACAACCACCACUACUGUGGUCACCCCUCCGACCACUGGUGGCACCAGUUACACACCUCUGGGUGCUGCUGGACCUAGAGUUAAUGGCAAACGAGCAACUACUUAUGGAGGAUUGCCUACCACUAAUCGUGAUGCCUGGGUCGAAGGAAUCGUUGGCAAGGCCAGGGCAGUCAGUGGAGGGUCUCAAACCAUCACAAAUGGCCCCACGACAACUACUACGACCACGACCACGAUUGCUUCGACACCAAGAAGUCGGCGGGCCUCCAUUUUUAGUUCCAGCCCAAAAUCAAGUCCAGCCAGUGUGGGAACCAUCUCACCAAGUACCAGUACAGCGUCAGCGAGUUCAGACUCCAAGAGUCGUCGAGCGAGCCUAAUGCCUGGGUCUCGGCCCAAGAGCCGCAUGAGUCUGAGUGACAUGAGCGGAAUCAAGCGAGUUUUCUUGAGAAAGAAGACUGGAGAUGCAGUCAAACAAUGA
Molecule: messenger RNA, 3261 nt
Organism: Exophiala bonariae
Lineage: Eukaryota; Fungi; Ascomycota; Eurotiomycetes; Chaetothyriales; Herpotrichiellaceae
Exons: 1
Coding region: 1-3261 (1086 amino acids)
Molecular function (GO): microtubule binding
Source: RefSeq, a predicted model, not a curated record